AUGACAGGAUUAGAGGCGUUGAUCUAGAGAUCUAGAUCAGCUGACCACACGUAGCAGUACAACAUACAACAACAGCAACUCAGCUUUUUGACCAAACGGCGAUCAAGAGAGCAAACGAGGAUUCAAAAUGGGUUGGACACUGAAUCAGAUGGGUCUGGCACUCAUGAUGUUUAUCACAGGGUCUAUUAACACCCUAUCCACCAAAUGGGCUGAUAAUGAAGAGGCCAAAGGUAGAGUGGGAACGACCCAUUCUUUUGACCAUCCAUUUCUCCAGGCCGUGGGAAUGUUUUUAGGGGAGAUGUUAUGUCUGGCCUUUUUCCGUGCUUUACUCAUCGUGAAUGUGCGUCGCGAUCGAGACAUGGAGCUAGGAAAUCAGCAGUUCCGUCCCAUCAUAUUUUUACCAGCAGCACUGUUUGACAUGUGUGGAACAUCACUAAUGUACAUCGGCCUCAACCUGACCUUUGCCUCAUCUUUCCAGAUGUUGAGAGGCGCAGUCAUCAUUUUCACGGCACUGCUGUCCGUGGCCUUUCUGGGGCGCUCCAUCAAACUGGUCGGCUGGCUGGGGAUGUUCUUCGUCAUUUGUGGACUAUGUGUUGUGGGGCUGUCAGACAUCCUGUUCAAUUCUCAAGACAUCCAUGAUAUGAAUGGCAUCAUCGCUGGUGACCUUCUGAUCAUCAUGGCUCAGAUUAUUGUUGCUACUCAGAUGGUGUAUGAAGAGAGGUUUAUCCUGAAGCACAACAUCCCAGCUCUACAGGCUGUAGGAUGGGAAGGUGUUUUCGGUUUCUCGGUCCUGGGUUUUCUUCUAAUACCGUUCUACUUCAUCAAUGCUGGCACGUUCAGCAAGCUGCCAGAUAACAAACUAGAGGAUGCCAUUGAUGGCUUGAUUCAGAUUGGCAACAACUGGAAAAUUGCUCUGGCCACAUUAGGGAAUGUGCUGAGUAUCGCUUUCUUCAAUUUCUCUGGCAUCAGCGUUACCAAGGAGAUGAGUGCCACCACGAGGAUGGUUCUGGAUAGUCUGCGUACUGUCGCUAUCUGGGUGGUCUCCCUUGCAGUGGGCUGGCAGACAUUCCAGUAUCUCCAGCUUGUUGGCUUUGCCUUGUUGCUUCUAGGAAUGUGCCUCUACAAUGAAGUCAUUAUCGUGCCGUUCUUAAAAUGGAUGUGGAAAAGAACAGUUAUUCUCUUACGGCCUGACCAUCAGUUCUUAAUCAAUGAGGAGGAACCAGAAGCAAAUACCGAAGAAAUUCAUCAAGUGACGUAAGCGUCAGGGUUCCCAGUUUCCAACAGAUGCUGUAAUGUGAAAACU
Messenger RNA from Liolophura sinensis, 1303 nucleotides. Its product is annotated as solute carrier family 35 member F6-like. Lineage: Eukaryota; Metazoa; Mollusca; Polyplacophora; Chitonida; Chitonidae. Gene Ontology annotation, cellular component: intracellular membrane-bounded organelle; membrane. The record is from RefSeq and is a predicted model, not a curated record. The coding region runs from base 128 to 1258 and encodes 376 amino acids. The transcript is spliced from 7 exons.